AUGGUUACAACAACAUCCCAUGACUCGAAUUUGACACCAAUCGAACAAGCAAAAAAGCUAGUGAGAAUAAAGUUUUGAAACCCUAAUUAUUUGAUGUUUCAGGCGGCUUUUGCAUGCGCCGAAAAACAUGUUCAUAAUGGGUGUCGUUUGGGAGUUGGAUCUGGAAGUACUGUCAAAUAUCUUGUUGAAUAUUUGAAGAAUGCAUAUACAAGCGGAAAAUUGACAAAUAUUGUAUGCAUACCAACAAGUUUCUUGGUAAGUUUUUUUGUUCAUUUUAAAUUUUUUUUCGAAAUUUUGAAUUUUUAUAGACAAAGCAAUGGCUAAUUAAUGCAGGUUUGCCAACUUCUGAUCUCGAUUCUUAUCCAGAACUCGAUGUUUGUAUUGAUGGUGCGGAUGAGGUAUUUUCCUAUUUUUCUAUCACAUGUUCGAAUAGAAAAAAAUCAAUGUUAUCAUUCAUUCAGGUCGAUGCACAAUACACUUGUAUCAAAGGCGGUGGCGGAUGCUUGGCUCAAGAAAAAAUCGUUCAAAACGCUUCCAAACACUUUUAUGUGAUAGCCGAUCAUUUGAAAGAUUCGCAAAAACUUGGUGAUCGCUACAAUUUCAUUCCAAUCGAAGUUCUUCCAUUCGCCGCUCAACCACUUCUUCGCUCAAUUCCAGCCAAAUUCGGAGGAACCGCACAAUUACGAGAUGCUGUCAAGAAAUGCGGACCAAUUGUAACUGACAACGGCAAUUUUAUAAUUGAUUGGAGUUUUGAGAAAAAUGUCGAAAAUCGGAAUUGGCAAGAUGUUCAAAUCAAACUGGCGAAUACACCUGGAAUUGUUGAAACCGGUUUAUUCAUUGGUGUAACCGAUGCUGUUUUCUUUGCAUAUCCAGAUGGUUCAGUCAAAGAACUUGUGAAUACAGCCAGAAAAUCUUCCACAUAA
Molecule: messenger RNA, 923 nt
Organism: Caenorhabditis angaria
Lineage: Eukaryota; Metazoa; Nematoda; Chromadorea; Rhabditida; Rhabditidae
Source: the annotation of a GenBank genome assembly